AUGCCACUGGGGGGGUUUGCGGGUCUGAAGGAAAAGCUCAACCCGGGGAAGGAGGAGCUGAAGAAUAAUGUGGGCGACUCUCUGGGGAACCUGCAGAAGAAGAUCGAUGGCUCAAAUGUGACCGAAGAGGACAACAUUGAGUUGACAGAAGAUGGUCGGCCGGUGGCAGCCCCUAAACGAAGCCCACCCCUAUUGGACUGUGGGUGCUUUGGCCUUCCCAAACGGUACAUCAUCGCCAUGCUCAGUGGACUGGGCUUUUGCAUCUCGUUUGGCAUUCGCUGUAACCUUGGUGUAGCCAUUGUGGAGAUGGUUAACAACAACACAGUCUACAUCAACGGGACGGCCGUCAUGCAGCCAGCUCAGUUUAAUUGGGAUCCAGAGACAGUGGGAUUAAUACAUGGCUCUUUUUUCUGGGGCUACAUCGUCACUCAAAUCCCUGGAGGUUUCAUCUCUAAUAAACUAGCGGCUAACAGGGUGUUUGGAGCAGCCAUUUUCUUGACGUCAGUGCUAAACAUGUUUAUUCCAUCAGCUGCCAGGGUUCACUAUGGUUGUGUGAUGUUUGUGCGAAUCUUACAAGGACUUGUGGAGGGUGUCACAUAUCCAGCCUGCCAUGGGAUGUGGAGUAAAUGGGCUCCUCCGCUUGAAAGAAGUCGUCUGGCUACUACCUCGUUCUGUGGAUCUUAUGCAGGAGCUGUGAUAGCCAUGCCACUGGCUGGAAUAUUAGUGCAGUAUGUGGGCUGGCCCUCUGUCUUCUAUAUAUAUGGUGUGUUUGGCAUUAUAUGGUAUAUUUUCUGGAUCCUGCUUGCUUAUAACAGCCCAGCAGUACAUCCCACCAUCAGUGAGGAGGAACGAAACUACAUAGAAACCUCUAUUGGGGAAGGAGCCAAUUUAAUGAGUUCAACAGAGAAAUUUAAAACUCCCUGGCGUGAAUUCUUCACUUCUAUGCCCGUCUAUGCCAUCAUUGUAGCAAACUUCUGCCGAAGCUGGACCUUUUACCUCCUGCUCAUUAGUCAACCGGCUUACUUUGAAGAGGUCUUCGGGUUCCCCAUUAGCAAGGUGGGCAUUUUGUCAGCGGUGCCGCACAUGGUGAUGACCAUCAUUGUGCCAAUAGGAGGCCAGCUGGCUGACUUCCUGAGGAGUCGGAAAAUCCUCUCUACUACAACUGUGAGGAAAAUCAUGAACUGUGGAGGUUUUGGAAUGGAGGCCACGUUGCUGUUGGUAGUGGGCUUUUCACACACUCGCGCAGUGGCCAUCUCUUUCCUCAUCCUGGCAGUGGGCUUCAGUGGAUUUGCCAUAUCAGGAUUCAACGUAAACCAUCUGGAUAUAGCUCCUCGCUAUGCUAGUAUUCUUAUGGGCAUCUCUAAUGGAGUGGGCACCCUCUCUGGCAUGGUUUGCCCCCUCAUCGUUGGUGCACUGACCAAACAUAAGACUCGCCUGGAGUGGCAGCAUGUCUUCGUGAUCGCCUCCAUGGUGCAUUACACUGGAGUCAUUUUCUACGCUAUCUUUGCGUCUGGAGAGAAGCAGGACUGGGCUGAUCCAGAGAACACGAGUGAUGAGAAGUGCGGCAUCAUUGGUGAAGAUGAGCUUGCAGAUGAAACUGAACCCAGCAGCGACAGCGGAUUGGCAACCAGACAGAAGACCUAUGGAACCACAGACAACUCAUCAGGCCGCAAACAAGGCUGGAAGAAAAAGAGAGGGGUGACCAUGCAGGCUGAAGACGAUCACGAAUCAAAUCAUUAUGAAAAUGGGGAAUAUCAGACCCAGUAUCAAUGA
Danio rerio (zebrafish) is the source of this 1773-nucleotide messenger RNA. RefSeq names its product solute carrier family 17 member 8 (gene slc17a8). Lineage: Eukaryota; Metazoa; Chordata; Actinopteri; Cypriniformes; Danionidae. Gene Ontology annotation, molecular function: transmembrane transporter activity. Gene Ontology annotation, biological process: chloride transmembrane transport; transmembrane transport; sensory perception. Gene Ontology annotation, cellular component: synapse; plasma membrane; synaptic vesicle membrane. The record is from RefSeq and is marked provisional.